Molecule: messenger RNA, 3949 nt
Organism: Hypoxylon trugodes
Lineage: Eukaryota; Fungi; Ascomycota; Sordariomycetes; Xylariales; Hypoxylaceae
Exons: 3
Coding region: 340-3561 (1073 amino acids)
Biological process (GO): peptidyl-threonine phosphorylation; actin filament organization; protein autophosphorylation
Cellular component (GO): cytoplasm
Molecular function (GO): ATP binding; protein serine/threonine kinase activity
Source: RefSeq, a predicted model, not a curated record
GUUUUAGUGUCCAAGUUCACCACCUUUAAGUCGCUUUAAGUCGUGUACAUACAACCUUACAUACAAUUCCACCCCGUACAAUACAAUACACAUACAUGUCUACGUAGUGACACCAGCAGUCCAGGGACAUCGCCCUUCUAGCGCGUAUACUCGAAUAGAUUCACUGUUACCUUCGGCUCCUUGCUUGCCCUCUAGAUAUGCGUCAAUUAUAGCUGAAAGGCGCAUAAUACCUGCCCCCAUGCCAUAACCAUAAAGAGCCCCCCGACCGUGCCAGCCUUUACCGACUCCCACGCCGUCUUUUCCCUCCUCGACGAUAAACCUUACCUCCGAGCUGCUAGUAUGGCUUCGUACGGAAAUACCGUGCCAAUGGCCGCUCCCCGUCCCGGCCAACAGGCCGCUUAUGGUGCGCCAAUGCAAAUGCACGGUCAGAUACCCGUGCAAGGACACUCUGCCCCUGCCGGCACCUUCGCCCCGGGUACCAAGAUACAAGUCGGAAAUCACAGGGUAGUAAUACAAAAAUAUUUAUCGGAGGGUGGAUUUGCACACGUCUAUCUCGUGAAGAUGCCACGCCCUGUCGACGGGACUGAUCAGGCGGUGUUGAAAAGAGUCGCCGUGCCGGACAAGGAGACUCUUCGUGGGAUGCGAACAGAGGUCGAGACGAUGAAACGGCUCAAGGGGCACCGAACGAUUGUUACAUAUAUCGACUCGCAUGCGUCCGAGCGGAACGGCGGCGGAUACGAGGUCUUCCUGCUGAUGGAGUAUUGUAACGGAGGAGGCUUGAUCGAUUUCAUGAAUACCCGGUUACAACACCGCCUGACCGAACCCGAGAUUUUAAACAUAUUUUCAGAUGUUGCCGAGGGCGUCGCCUGUAUGCAUUAUCUUAAGCCGCCUUUACUACACCGAGAUUUAAAAGUCGAAAACGUCCUUAUUACCGUCAACGGCUCGAGGAAGAAGUUCAAGCUUUGUGAUUUUGGCUCAGCUGCGCCACCGAGAGCCGCGCCUCAGACUGUCGUAGAAUGUCGCUUGGUGGAUGAAGAUGUUCAAAGGCAUACUACUUUACAAUAUAGGAGUCCGGAGAUGAUCGACGUAUACCGAAAACAACCAAUAGAUGAGAAGUCGGACAUAUGGGCUUUGGGAGUGCUUCUAUACAAGCUAUGCUAUUAUACUACACCGUUUGAAGAGCAAGGGCAGCUGGCUAUAUUAAACGCAAGCUUCAGGUUCCCUAACUAUCCUACUUUCUCGGAUAGACUAAAACAGCUAAUUGCAUCUAUGUUACGGGAGGACUUACGAUCUCGACCAAAUAUUUACCAAGUACUUCGAGAAAGUUGUCGGAUGCAAGGUCGCGAAGUACCUAUACAUGAUAUUUACUCCGGUCAAGCGCAUUCAGAGUCGAGAAGGAGUGAGAAACAGCCAGCUACUGGCAAGGAGAGUAGAGGUUCUACCGGUAUAGGUGCUGUUUAUUCACCACCGCAGCAACCACAGGCUCAGGCGCUCCCCGAAAUCACGCCUAUGAGACGUGGACGGCCACCCGCUACGAGCCAGUCUGCCCCGAAACAAGCACCAAAGCCAAGUCCAUCCCCAGCAAGAGUUACAAACGGCGACCCAUUCGCUGCGUUGGACGCUAAAACAGGGACGGGUUUUGAGGAUGAAUUAUCUUCUAGGUUCCCAACAUUGGACCAAUUCUCUCUACUACAUGACCAAGGCACGAAAUUUGACUUUGACAACCCGACUUCUCCCGCAGAUCCUCAGAUGCAAUUUAGUCAACUCGUCACCGAUCAAUUGGCAGAUGAAGCUUUUAUUAAGCCUCAGGCUACGGUGAGGACGACUCCAACAAAUCAGAGGCAAUCGGCAGAUUUAAGUCGAGUGAAGUCAGUAGCAGCUGUAUCAGACUUAACAAAAACGUCACCUCCGCCCGGGACUGUUAACAAACCUGGUUCUGCACCUCCCAAACAACCUUCGGAGAUGAGCCGUGCGUCGGCAAUUAUCUCCAGCAACCCUGAACUCCAAGCUAUUUCGUCUCCUCCGCCACCAAGUUCACUAGAAACUCCCAAUAGGCCAGCCAUGGUUUCGACAGGGACAAUGACGAGUACACCUCCUGCUGAAAGGCAACCUCGAGAUUACCCCCCAAUUCACCGAUUCCCUCCAGCCGACCAACAUCGUACGUCAAGUUUGCCCAGACAGCAGGAGCCAAUAGGCACCGGUCAGAAGCGACCAGAUUUAACUUAUGCAUUACGGCCUACACCAACUCCUCGUAUGGACUCUAUCCAACCAGCACCAGGACAUGCCCGGCACUCGUCCUCUUCACGUCCAUCUUUGGAAAGUGGCCGACCAAGUGCCGAGCAACUUGAACCAUUAGCCAAGUCGACAUCCAUCGGAGGUCGUCCUAGGCCUGUUAGUACUUAUCUUGAAUCUGAUAUGGAUUAUCUUCGCGAACGAGAAGCUGCCCCAAGACCACUCCGCUCCCCUGGCUACUCACCAAACCUAUUAGCAACUACUACUUCUCCUAGACUAGAGCCCCAGGAUGAUACAGCAAUAGAGUCAAAUGUGGACUUCCUUCGAUCAAUGGAAGAUUCCGAUACGAAGAAAAAGGAUAAAGGUGUCAAGCAACAUACGAAGCGUGCUAGUCUCACCUCGUUAUCAGGCACCAAGAAUAUCCUGGCUGGAAGAUUUGGCGAUGCUUUUAAGCGGUUCGAGGGCAAUCCUUCGGCGCCAGGCGCGCGAACCCCAUCUCCUCUUAAGGAUAUGGAGCGUCAUGAUCUGACCCCAAUUGCGGGGUCGGAAGCCACCGAUGGUCGCAGUGAUGACGGUCAUCUUCUAGGGGAACCCGAGAUGACGCCAGAAAUGCGACGAGAACUCGAGGCGCAAGCCCUUGCCGAAGAGGAAAGACGAGUGGAGGCAGCAGCGGCUGAAUACAAGCAACGGAUGGCGGCGCGAGAAGCUGGUGGCCCGCCGGGCCCACUACCUAAGAGCAUUGGAGGUGUCUCGAGGGCAGUAAGCAUACAGAACCGUGUGCAGAAUUUGCUCGAUGAGUCCCAAAAAUCAUCUCAGCAGGUUCAUCACACAGCGACCGGCUACGGCAAGUUCGCAGACGCGGCUGCCGCCAAAAACCGCACAGAAAAGCAGCUUCCUGAAGUCCCUCGGAAGAACGUCACCGGCACGCGACCAGGAGCCGGCCCACCCCCACUCAAGCCCAUGGCUAGUUCGAUUGACGUAGCCGUCGCGGCCGCUCGGGGACGUCCGCCAGCUGAUCCAAAUUCGCCUAUCAAACCCGCACUCCCGCCUAAGCCAACUCAUUUGAACAAACUCCCGACAGGUAGUAACCGCGCGAGGUCACCGCCCAAGACAGUUCAAGCACAGCGGACACCAGGACCAGCGCGACGUACCUCCACAGAAUACCUAGCUGGCGUAGGCUUACCUGGUAGACCGAUUAUAGACAUGAGCCUCCAGGAGAAAGAGGAUUACGUUCAGAGUUUCGCUAAGAGAUUUCCUAGUCUGAGCUCUAUCGAAAUGGUUGAGCGUGAUCUAGACGCCGAGGCUGACAGUAAAGGAGGGAAGAGGUAGAGAGAAGGAACAGCGGAGAGGAAUUUGGAGAAACCAAGUUAAGCAAACAGAACUAUAUGUGUACUCAUGUAUGUAUGUACGUGCGCCGUCGAGUAGAAACCCUAAACUUAUCGCCGGGGGGAGUGUCGGAGCGGGCAUUAUUAUCAUGUCAUCAUUGGCAAACACCUCAAAUGUAGACGUGGAAAGGCGUUUCGCAAGAAAGGGGAUUCAAGACAAGACAAAGGCAAAGGCAGUUGAAUAGUAUCCUGCGCAUAUAUAUGUACCUAAAACCUAUCAUAUCUACGUAUAGCCACUCGUUUGUCACGGUGGCGCAACGGCGUGGCGAUAUUCUAGAGGUUGAUGUUAUUUAGGGGGUUGAUAUAGUUGAAUUCUAAGCGGGUUCUGGGUA